This is a messenger RNA of Ochlerotatus camptorhynchus, 1223 nucleotides long. Its product is annotated as splicing factor YJU2. Gene Ontology annotation, biological process: mRNA splicing, via spliceosome. The record is from RefSeq and is a predicted model, not a curated record. Bases 84 to 1208 code for a protein of 374 amino acids. Gene Ontology annotation, cellular component: U2-type catalytic step 1 spliceosome. Lineage: Eukaryota; Metazoa; Arthropoda; Insecta; Diptera; Culicidae. The transcript is spliced from 3 exons.
GGAUCAUCGGAUAGUUUUUUUUUGUGUGAAUUGUAUAGUUUAUUACCAAAUUAAAGUUAACAUUAAAUAGAAAAACACCCAGUAUGUCGGAACGUAAAGUUUUGAACAAAUACUAUCCUCCGGAUUUCGACCCGUCGAAAAUCCCCCGGGUCAAGCUCCCGAAGAACCGGCAGUACACGGUCCGGCUGAUGGCUCCGUUCAAUAUGCGCUGCGUGACGUGCGGCGAGUACAUCUACAAGGGCAAGAAGUUCAACGCCCGCAAGGAGGACGUGGAAAACGAGGACUACCUCGGCAUUCGGAUCUAUCGGUUCUACAUCAAGUGCACCCGCUGCCUGCAGGAGAUUUCCUUCAAGACCGAUCCGCGCAAUACCGACUACGAAAUCGAAGCUGGUGCCACGAGGAACUUCAUGGCGUUAAAGUUGGCCGAAGAGCAGGCCCGGCGGGAGGAAGAGGAAGCUCGCGAGGAGGAGGCAACGAAUCCGAUGAAGCUGCUGGAGAACCGUACGCAGCAAUCGAGGAACGAAAUUGAGCUGCUGGAAUCGCUGGAGGAGCUGAGGGAUCUGAACCGACGGCAGCAGGAUGUGGACUACGACCGGAUGCUGCAGCAGUACGAUCCGACCGAGUCGAUUCGGGCCCGCGAGGAACGGCUGGAGCGGAUGGACGAGGAGUAUAUCAAAACGGUUAAAUUCCGUUCCAAUCCAGCAGCAGGUGGCGGCAGCAGCAGCAGCAGCAGCGGAUUGAAACGUGUUGCCACCGAGGAAAUCAUCGAAGAGAUCAAGCAGGAACCGGGUCAAGAAGGGGCCGCAACCGGCAGCGAAUCAACAGCUCCGACCUCAUCCUCCUCCAUUCUGACGACAACGACGACGACGACGACGUUGGCGACGUCGGCUAGCAUUGGAGCAAAGGUGAAAAGGUUGGACACCAACAACAGCUACAGCAUCGGGGUGAGGAAAAGUUCACUGAGCAAUUUGGUAGUCAAGAAGAAACAACCGACCCCUGCUGUUGCUGUUGCUGCUACUGCCACUUCUGGUGAGUCAAAGUCGGUUGAGACAAAAACCACGACGGCAACUAGUUGUGUUUCCUCGAGUGCGGCCACACCGUCGGGUGCCGUCGUCAGCGGUAGUGCUUCUGCUGGUCCCGUGGUCAGUGGUUUAGGUCUCCUGGGGGCUUACUCCGACAGUGAAAAUUCGUCCGAUGGAAAUGAGUGAAUGCAAUCGAUUUAG